UGAGUUCUCGCGAUGCUUCCUCUCCCGGAAGCACCGGAGGACCUUCCCAGUUAACGGCGUCGCGAUGUGUGGGGACUGUGUGGAGAAGGAAUAUCCCAACCGGGGUACCAUCUGCCUGGAGAAUGGGUCUUUCUUGCUGAACUUUACAGGCUGUGCAGUGUGCAGUAAGCGGGAUUUUAUGCUGAUCACAAACAAAUCUUUGAAAGAGGAGGAUGGAGAAGAAAUAGUUACCUAUGAUCAUCUUUGUAAGAAUUGUCAUCACGUAAUAGCCAGGCACGAGUAUACGUUCAGUAUCAUGGAUGAAUUUCAGGAGUAUACCAUGCUGUGUCUGUUAUGUGGUAAAGCCGAAGAUACUAUCAGUAUUCUCCCUGAUGACCCCCGACAAAUGACUCUGUUACUCUAAGGAUCCUUCUGCAGUUCUGUUGUAAUGAUGUUGUGUUGGUUUACAAUAUAGGAAGACUGAUGGUUUGUCUAACUUAGUUUAUAAUGGAAAUUAUUUGCAUAUUAUUUUUUCUGCCUAAGCAUACCUAUUCCUUGAGAGAAAAGGUAAUUUAGGGGAUUGCUGUUCUCUAGAGCUGAUCUCUUCUACUAAAGUUCUCUGCACAUCAGUGCAGCCAGAAUGAAGCAUUUUUGUUAGCAAUUAUGUGGCUAAAAAAUAAUCAGGAUGGGAGCACAUCUAGUGCCCAGAUCUUGAUUCCAAUAAAAGGAACUAGAACUCAUUGGAGAAAUGACUUGAGUCUAGGGCUGGGGCAGUAAAUAUGCAAGAUGAGCUUGGAGUAUCUUGAGCCAGAAAAAAAAGGGAGGUGCUCAAAAGAAAAAUCACAAUGAUUGGGAAUAUAUCAAAGGGACAGAGGAGCCAGCUGAAGGAGCUCCCAGUGACCAAAAUUGGAACAAUUUGAGCAACAAAAUAAAGUAGUAUUAGAUUAUAACCCAAACUAUAAAAUAAACAUUCAUAAGUCCAUACUGUUAUAAAUGAAUGAUUCAAUAAAUAAAAACAUAAAUUGAAGACAAUAGACAAAUUCUGCAUGCAGAAUAAUUUCAAAUAAUGUAUGUGGAUACCCUUCACUCCUUAAGUGUGUGAUUGCAUAGUGACUUCCUUCCAAAGGGUAUAGUAUGGAAAGUGGGAAAAAGUUGCUUUACGGUGGAGAAACCUGACAAACAGUAGCCAGGCCACCAAGAUCAGCAUCACUGAUGAUAAGCCUCGUUGACAGCACGUACUCUUGAUAUGAGGUGAUGAGAAUGGCACUUUACCUUUGUGGUCUUCCUCCUGUAAACCAUCACCCCAGUCUAAUCAUGAGAAAAAUCUCAGACAAAUCCCAGUUUAAUGAAAAAUCCCAGUCAAGGAAAAUACCUGACCAGUACUCCUCAAAACUGUCAAAGUCAUCAAAGGCAAGGAAAUCUGAGGAACCCUCACAGCUAAAAAGAGCCCGAGAGGCGCGGCUGUUAAAUAUAAGGUGGUGUCCUGAAUGAGAUCUGCGCCAGCAAAAGGACAUUCGAUGAAACUAGGGAAAUCUGAAUAAAAUGUGGACUUUAGUGAAUAUAAAUAAAUAGCAUAGUUUCGAUUGCUCCAAAGGGAUCUUAGAAUAUCUUACUUUGCAUAGUUGAAAGAACACAGGCUUGGGUGUUGUAAACCCUAGCAUUUUGGCCUCUGCCAUUUGGUAGCAGUAUAACCUUGAAACAAAGAAUUACUCUGUAUUUUAUUCUCUCCCUUCUAUGAAAUUGGGCUGAUAAAAAUUGUUACUAUACUUCCUUCACAGGAUUGUUAGAAGAUCCCAAUGAAUAAUGAAUGUAAAAUGCUUUGGAAGGCAUAUAAAAUACUAGAUGCAAUGAGAUAUUUUCAGUUCUUCCCAUUCUGCGAUCAAAGCUUAAGGGUCAAGCAUUAGAAACAAAAUUGUUUCCUAUUCAUAGCUCAAGACAUUCUGAACUGAGUGAGCAAAGUUGUUAUCAGGGAAAAGCUUUGUUUUGUAACAGGAAAAAUUCUAAUAGCUGAGGUUUAAUGAGUACUUACUAUGUACCAAGGCCUUUUUAAGCACUUGUUUAAUCCUCAUUAACAGUUCCCUGAGGUAGAUACUAUUGUUAUCCCAAUUUUAGAGCCAGAGAAACUAAGGCAUAAAGAAAUUAACUACUCCAGGUCACACAGUUAGUACAGUGACUCCCUGUCAACAACAGAGUUCAGUGCACAUGAAGUGUGAGGGUCCGGCAGGGUUAGGAAGAGGUUGAGAAUAUCAGUGACAGCAUAUUUAGGCAGGUCAGAUCAAGACUUAUCCAGAAAAGUUAAGGCAGCUGUUCCUUAGGGAUCAGUUGUUUUAUUCCUGGAAAAUGUUUUCCACUUUCUGCAAAUCUAUAUCUGACCUGCUGAGGAAAUCGUUUGGUGAAAUGAAUCCAGAAAGCAGAGAAAAUGUUUCAUUACUUGAAAUAGCAGCACUAAGCCCAUUAUAGCUUCUGAAUUGUCCCUUCUUGGAGUUUGCUAAUGCUUCCAACUUAGUCGUUUGGAACUCAAGAGUACGAGUUUAUAUGCCUCUCCUGAUAGCCUCAUCUCUAAAAGAGUAUAUAACUGUUUAUUUUGGACUUAUAUUACAAAAAUUUAAAACAUAAGAUUCUAUCCAUGUAUUUCAUUAUUAAGCCUACAUUGUACUAUGUUUUGUGAUACUUCAUCAUCUUCUAGAAUUCUUUUGUCGAUCUAAUAGAAUAAAGACCUCUUGAACUCA
Molecule: messenger RNA, 2708 nt
Organism: Camelus dromedarius (Arabian camel)
Lineage: Eukaryota; Metazoa; Chordata; Mammalia; Artiodactyla; Camelidae
Gene: CHURC1
Product: churchill domain containing 1
Exons: 4
Coding region: 65-403 (112 amino acids)
Biological process (GO): multicellular organism development; fibroblast growth factor receptor signaling pathway; positive regulation of DNA-templated transcription
Molecular function (GO): zinc ion binding
Source: RefSeq, a predicted model, not a curated record